AUGUCGGGAGCAGCAGGCUCGGCCGGGGCGUGGAGCAAGUGCGGAGCCUGUGGGCGAUGCGAGUACAACACGAUCCUGGUCGAGAAGGAUAGGAGGUGCAAGUGUGGCAGGCAAGUCAAACUGUUCAAGCCGAAGAAGACCGCCACUGCAGACACUCUCCAGUCCAACCAGCUGAAGACCGUCGGGGCCGGCAAGGGCAGCGACACGUUGGCAUCGACGGAGGAUCCUUUGUUCAGGAAGUUGCUCAGCGACGAGAUCGCCAAGCUGGAAGCGACCCAGACCAAGCCCCUCCAGAGCAAGGAGGAGGUCUUGCGACACGCCUCCGGAGUUUGGCGCGAUGCAUCGCUCAAGCACGACCAGGCCAUUAAUGCCGUGGUCAAGGCGCAGGACAACCUCGACAAGGCACAGCAGAGGGAACGCGAGAUGGCUUUGGCUUUAGCCAGGGCUGAGGCAGCCAGACGCCUGGCCGCACAGGGCAUGGCCAUGGAGAUGGGCCUCAGCAGCAGCGAGAGCUCCACCGCCCAGGAGACCGACAGGGCGGCGCUGAAGGCGCUGGAGCAGGAGCUGCGCAGCGCGCAGGCACUCAUGGAGGUUAAGCACACAGAGGUCAAGGCGUGGAACGAGAAGAUGUCCGCGCUGAAGGCGAAGAUCGACGAGCGGCUCAGGAAGAAGAGGCGGCAGGACGGCGACGCGGCGGCUGCGGGCGACGGCGGCGCGCUGGGCGGCCCGUGCGCCCCAGGCGCCACGGGCGCGAGCGGCGGCUCAGCGGUCGCAGCGCCGACGGCCGCCGCGCCAGGCGCGGACGGCGCCGUCGCGGUGGAGGCGGCCGCCGCCGAGGCGCAGCGUGUGCAGGAGGCAGCCGACCGCAUCAGCGCGGCCAAGCUGGCGGCAGCACAGGCGGCGAAGCAGGC
Molecule: messenger RNA, 911 nt
Organism: Prorocentrum cordatum
Lineage: Eukaryota; Dinophyceae; Prorocentrales; Prorocentraceae
Source: the annotation of a GenBank genome assembly